Molecule: messenger RNA, 1251 nt
Organism: Sorex fumeus (smoky shrew)
Lineage: Eukaryota; Metazoa; Chordata; Mammalia; Eulipotyphla; Soricidae
Gene: KCNJ5
Product: potassium inwardly rectifying channel subfamily J member 5
Exons: 2
Coding region: 1-1251 (416 amino acids)
Biological process (GO): regulation of monoatomic ion transmembrane transport; potassium ion import across plasma membrane
Cellular component (GO): plasma membrane
Molecular function (GO): G-protein activated inward rectifier potassium channel activity
Source: RefSeq, a predicted model, not a curated record
AUGGCCGGCGACUCCAGGACCGCCAUGCACCAGGACAUGGAGAUGGGGGCCGCGCCCCGGGACGCCAAGAGGCUCCCCAGGCAGGCCCGUGAGGACGCGCCCCUGGCCACGGACCGCACGCGCCUGCUGACCGAGGGCAAGAAGCCCCGGCAGCGCUACGUGGAGAAGAGUGGCAAAUGCAACGUGCACCACGGCAACGUGCAGGAGACCUACCGCUACCUGAGCGACCUCUUCACCACGCUGGUGGACCUCAAGUGGCGGUUCAGCCUGCUGGUCUUCACGCUGGUCUACACCACCACCUGGCUCUUCUUCGGCUUCAUCUGGUGGCUCAUCGCCUACCUGCGGGGCGACCUGGAGCACGUGGGCGACCAGGAGUGGAUCCCCUGCGUGGAGAACCUGGGUGGCUUCGUGUCCGCCUUCCUCUUCUCCAUCGAGACGGAGACCACCAUUGGCUACGGCUUCCGUGUGAUCAAAGAGCACUGUCCCGAGGGCAUCGUGCUGCUGCUGGUGCAGGCCAUCCUGGGCUCCAUCGUCAACGCCUUCAUGGUGGGCUGCAUGUUCGUCAAGAUCAGCCAGCCCAAGAAGCGCGCCGAGACGCUCAUGUUCUCCAGUCACGCGGUCAUCUCGCUCCGCGACGGCCAGCUCUGCCUCAUGUUCCGCGUGGGCGACCUGCGCAGCUCCCACAUCGUGGAGGCCUCCAUCCGAGCCAAGCUCAUCAAGUCCCGCCACACGGCCGAGGGCGAGUUCAUCCCCCUGCACCAGACUGACAUCAACGUGGGCUUCGACACGGGUGAUGACCGCCUCUUCCUGGUGUCCCCGCUCACCAUCUCCCACGAGAUCAAUGACAAGAGUCCCUUCUGGGAGAUGUCGCGGGCCCAGUUGCAGCAGGAGGAGUUUGAGGUGGUGGUCAUCCUGGAGGGCAUGGUGGAGGCCACAGGCAUGACUUGCCAAGCGCGGAGCUCCUACACGGACACCGAGGUGCUGUGGGGCCACCGGUUCACACCCGUCCUCACCUUGGAAAAGGGCUUCUACGAGGUGGACUACAACACAUUCCACGACACCUACGAGACCAACACUCCCAGCUGCUGUGCCAAGGACUUGGCGCAGAUGAAGCGGGAAGGUGGGCUCCUCCAGGACCUCCCCAGCCCCCCUCUGGCCUCAGGCUGUGCCGAGAUGGAGCUGAACCGAGAGGCUGAGCAGGAGGAGGGCGAGGGGGAACCCGACGGGCUGGGUGGGCCCCAGGAGCCCUGA